Cavenderia fasciculata is the source of this 633-nucleotide messenger RNA. It is a transcript of the gene ssr2, whose product is annotated as translocon-associated protein subunit beta. The transcript is spliced from 2 exons. Lineage: Eukaryota; Evosea; Eumycetozoa; Acytosteliales; Cavenderiaceae. Gene Ontology annotation, cellular component: endoplasmic reticulum. Bases 1 to 633 code for a protein of 210 amino acids. The record is from RefSeq and is a predicted model, not a curated record.
AUGGUAAAUGUCAAUCAUAUGCAAUGCAAACAACAACAACAACAAUCAGACAGUCUACUGGAUCAAUCAUCAUCAAACUGUAGAUUAUUAGUAGCAUUAGUUGUUUGUUUGUUUGUCGGUGUUGCAGUAUCAAGCAAGGGAGCCGACUUGUUGUUCCAAAAGAAGAUUUCAGAUGGACCAGUUGUUGGAAAGGAACUCGACAUUUCAUUCAUUAUCUACAAUGUUGGUGAAGGAGCUGCCUAUGACAUCUCCUUUGCUGACACUGAUUUCGGUGCCUCUGCCGAUUUCGAAGUUGUAAAGGGACAAUCAAGCGGAAAGUGGGAGGUCAUCGAACCAAACACCAACGUUUCCCAAACCAUCACUAUCACCCCAUCCAAGGGAGGUGUUUUCCCACUCACUUCAACCAUCCUCGAAUACCGUAAGAGUCAAAACGAAGAGCUCUCCCACACCUCUGCUGCCAGCUACACUGGUAUGUACGUUGAAAGCGUCGAAGAGUUUGACAAGAGAACCUCCCUCCACUUGAAGGAAUGGGGUACCUUUAUCCUUUUAUCUUUUGGUUCCGUUGCCUUCCCAUUCGCCCUCUGGAGUUACUACAAGGUCAACUAUGAAAAUGGUAUCAAGAAGAACAAAUAA